AUGACCAUCUCAGGAGAACUAUGGACAUCAUCAGCACCCGAGGCGACUGGGCGACAACUGGUACAGCUCCCGCCCUCUGUCAUAGACGCUCUCGGCAAUGGGGAUCUGAAACCUGCCCGUGACCUAUCCACUCAAGCACUAACGCCUUAUCUCAUCACCGACGAGUGCCGCAGUGUAUGGAGGAUGCGGAGCGCCCAGAUCAAGGUUGACCCUCAAGAAGCUGUUUGGGUGACUCGGAUUGUUGUGGACUCGGACACUGGGGCUAUCCUUGGGCUAGCAGGGUAUCACGGGAAGCCCAAUCUCGACGGUAUGGUCGAGGUUGGUUACGCAAUAGAUCCUUUGUAUCGCCGUCAAGGUCAUGCCCGGGCCGCUCUUAAAAUUCUCCUCGAUGUUGCUUCAAACGACCCGCGCGUUAAAGUGGUCCGGGCUACAGUUCAGCCAGACAACCUCCCCUCCAGAAAGUUGAUUAAUCACUAUGGUUUUCACGAAGUGGGUGAGCAAUGGGAUGAGGAAGACGGCUUAGAGGUAAUCCUGGAAAUCUCUAUUUUGAAAAACAUGUCUUGUCCUGGCUAG
Molecule: messenger RNA, 573 nt
Organism: Fusarium falciforme
Lineage: Eukaryota; Fungi; Ascomycota; Sordariomycetes; Hypocreales; Nectriaceae
Product: N-acetyltransferase domain-containing protein
Exons: 1
Coding region: 1-573 (190 amino acids)
Cellular component (GO): cytoplasm
Molecular function (GO): protein-N-terminal-alanine acetyltransferase activity; protein N-terminal-serine acetyltransferase activity
Source: RefSeq, a predicted model, not a curated record